Molecule: messenger RNA, 3880 nt
Organism: Triticum aestivum (bread wheat)
Lineage: Eukaryota; Viridiplantae; Streptophyta; Magnoliopsida; Poales; Poaceae
Product: MADS-box transcription factor 26
Exons: 7
Coding region: 2750-3442 (230 amino acids)
Biological process (GO): positive regulation of transcription by RNA polymerase II
Cellular component (GO): nucleus
Molecular function (GO): RNA polymerase II transcription regulatory region sequence-specific DNA binding; DNA-binding transcription factor activity; protein dimerization activity
Source: RefSeq, a predicted model, not a curated record
GUGCAACAGAAAACUUCAGUUGUUGUUUAAUUUAGAACUUAGCAAGAUUUUCAUGAUUUAAACCCUUUAAGUGGUUAGAUCUAAAUUUCACUGUUCAGUUAAAUGUAGAUCUUCAGUUUCUGUUCUAAUCUGACAAAGUUGAACCUUGGUCUCCUUCAAAUUCUUUAAGUGAAAAAAGAGAAGAGGAUCUACUACACUCUCAAGCUUAUCAUAAAAGUACUUGUGCAAUAAUGUUUUGGAAUGACUAUCCCUGAUAUUACCUGACAUUGUCUCAAGUAAAUAUCAGGCUCACAGAUUAGGGAAUCUUAUUCUGAGCUUUAAUUGUUGAUAUCGCCACCUACAGAAUAGUGAAAAGCAGCAUUAUUAGUACGUAUAUAAAAAUGAAAGCUAUGUGAUGGCCAAUACUUGUGGUUCCUUUGGCAUCACAGACAUGUUAGAAAUCUUCCUUUGGAACUUUAUCGCCUGUGUUGAUUUUUUAAUGUAGUUUUAAUAGAAUUAUAGCUGUCACAUUCAUUUUGUGGAUGAUGUAUCAUGUUCAAGGAAGAGCUUUCAAUACCCUUCUGUAUCAAAAGUGAGGUUCAGAUGCACUACAGCACACAAUCUUAUUGGUUGUUUGUUUAUUCGUGAACAAAUCUUAGUUAUUCUCUUCAGAGGCCUGUUAUUUAGUGCAAAUUUAUGGUUUUGUUAGUGAAGACUAAUAUUAGGUGAGAUUGCUAGAUAAGCACGAAUUUCGGCUAUGCCUUUUACGGUUUUCUUUCAUGUAAAGAAAUUUCUUAAGAUCAGGCAACCAAGACUUCUCUUCUCUCUCACAAAGUAAAGAAUGCAAGUAAUGUUAUUAUUUGAAAGAUUAAAAAAAUAUCUAGCUUGAAGAUUCUGCUAGUUUUUGCUAAAUCAAAUUGUUUUCUCAACUGAUAUAGGGAGGCAACUGCAAUAUUUGAAAAUCCUAUCAAACUAGUGAUAGGAGUUCCAGAAUGAACUUUCUGUGACAGAGAGCUGAAAACUUAGCAACUGUUCACUUUUUUUAAAUCUAAAUAUGUAGCAAUCAUGGUACAAGUGAGCAGGCAUGCCUAAAAAAUACAUUUGCAUUGAGAAGUAAUAGAAUAUGAACUUGUGAAGCUCGAUAUUGUGCAAAGUUACAGUAUUCCGGCAAGAUACAACAAAGGAACAUCACUAGACUUAUGUUGAAAUUUGAACUUUCAUUGUGGCCUGGUGGCACCUUUCUUUUUCAACACUUCAAUUGAAAGGAAGCGGCUAGUUGACACUCUUUCCUACCUGAUAUCUAUCAACAUAGCCACAUCGGUUUGUGCCUCUUCAGUGGAUGGUAUAACCUAAAGAACAUUUGCUAGACUCGAAAAAAGCGACAAACAAAAAAUCAUCAGCUUUGCAUUUGUUCCUUUGUCGGGGAGUAAUUAUUCUCUAUGCUUCUUUUAAUUUUUAUAUGUUGUUACAUUUUAAUUAUAUCUGGUCUAUAUCUAUGGCAUUACCUAAUGAAUUAGUUUGGAUAAUGGCAGAGUCACCCUUCUACCUUGUAUAUUAUCUGCUUAUUGAUUUGAGUAUUCUAUGAAAUUCCAUGUCGUAAAAAAAAUCAUAACGUGUAGGAUUCAUGUACUUGGUUCACCGCUGUUUCUUCAUCCCUCAUAUGUAAGUGAUGCAUGAAACCUAUCUAUUUCUGAAAAUGCUGUGUCUCAUACUGUUACAACUUGUCUUAACAGUACUCAAAGGGGCACCUUCCUUGCUAAGCAGAACAUGUUUUCAUAAGAUGUACCUAUUUUGGCCAGGGAAUCCUGAUACUUAACAUUCACAAUAUCAAAUAAAAACAAAAAGUAAUAGAUCCAAUCAACACAGAAGUUGAUGAUAAAGGAAGAUACUUCAUUUUGGAGAACCGAUUCGGGUUCAGUUGGCUAAUGGCGUCACACCGAGCCCACCCACAUUCGACUCUCACCUCCGUGGAUGCUCAUAUUUUGAAAUGCUCAAAAAUGCAGUUUUAGGUUCUUAACUAAAGUUCUUGAUUUCAUUGGACUUCCCGAGAUUUGAUGAAUGAUAGAGAUAGAAAUAUACUGCACUGCUGUGCCUCUGUAAUGUGACUGACCACCUUGACUUUGACAAUACUUGAGGACAACUGGUCUGGAAUCUGGAUCUAAAGCCAUUUUAAAGUGUUCAUGAAAGGGGUGGUCCUGGUGAGCUGCCAUCAUGAUUUCAUAUGAGCUAGCCAUCAUAACUUUGGUCAAUUAAGAUUUCGCUCCAGUUGUGCAUGUAUAAAUAUGUUAUUUGUUCCUACUGCAAGUUUCUUGCUUUAUUCUUCUUGUAUUUGCUACUUCUGGAGUGGCAGACAUGUCAUGUUUGGAUCUACUAAGUGCACUAAGCAACCUCUUCUCAACUGAACAUAAUGGUACAAGAACCAGCUAACUGUGAUUAGAUUAUCAGCAGGUACUUCUUUUUAUUGGACAUUAUUUUCAAUUGUUCCAAGUAAACUUGCAGAUAGGAUGGAGUAUACCAGACUCUUUUGGUUGGUGUUGGAAUUCUAUAAAAGACAGAGUCAUGAAAACCAAGUGAACAAAACAAAAUAGGUUGCAUGACACUUAACAGUAACAUGUAGUGUUGGCUUCACACUUCGAAUUGUACGGUCUAAAUCACCAUUUGCCUCAAGUGCGAGAGGAGGAUCCAGAGUCCAGUUGCAACAACCUCAGAAGCUAGUCCAAACUAGUGGGAGGUUGUGUGCACAAACCAGAAGGUAGACUGAAGAAUAGUAAUGGCUCGUGGUAAGGUUCAGAUGAGAAGGAUAGAAAACCCAGUGCACAGGCAGGUCACCUUCUGCAAGCGGCGAAUGGGCCUUCUGAAGAAGGCAAAGGAGUUGUCCGUUUUAUGUGAUGCUGAUAUCGGUGUCAUGGUGUUUUCUCCUCAUGGAAAGGUUUAUGAGCUAGCUACCAACGGGAACAUGCAAGGCUUAAUUGAGAGGUACAAGGGUAGCAACACAGAAGCACAUGGUGAAAGUAGCGAGCAGAACAAACCCGAGGUAAUACAGCAAGAGGUACUACUCUUAAGGCAAGAAAUUGACUUGCUUCAAAAGGGCUUAAGGUACAUGUAUGGAGAGAAUGAUAUAAACCACAUGAAUCUCAAUGAGCUGCAAGCCCUGGAGAGUAACCUUGAAAUUUGGGUACACAAUAUCCGCUAUACAAAAGUAAGCUAUAUCUCCUUCUCCGCACAAACUAAAAUCUUUUCAGAAAUGAUUAUUUUUAAUAUACUGCCCCUUUCUGCUGAGCAGAUGCAGAUCAUAUCUAGGGAGAUUGAGAUGCUCAAGACCAAGGAAGGUAUACUGAAGGCUGCAAACGACAUACUUCAAGAAAGGAUAAUUGAGCAGAGCGGGAUUCUGGACACCGGCAGCAACAUGAUGAUGCCACAAUUUCCCUUCCAGCGAACCAUGGAGGGUGGAUACUACUUCUAGCCUAAACAACCAACCUAUCAAGCUAUCUCGCCUGUUCGGGUUUGAGUUCAACAAGGCUACCCUUUAUGGAACUCACAUAACCUUAUGUGUGCCACUUCAUGUUGUAAAAAGGAGAAAGAAGAUCAGCAUCUGUCGAUGUACAUGCUUUUUCAUAUGUAGAUUCGUCCUCUUUCAGAUUGGACUGUUCGCAGAUUGCAUGAUGUUACUGCAGUUUCCCCUCCAGCUAACCAUGGAGAGGAGUACUCGUGUAGCCUGAAUGACCGACCUAUCCAAGUUAUCUCCUAGUUCCGAUUUGAGUUCAACAAGGCGACCUUGCAAGGACGUCUCAUAGCCUUGUGUAUGUAAAUUCAUGAUGUAAAAAAGUACAAACAAAACCUGCAUCUGUAUCUGUAUCUGUAUCUGUACAAGCUUUUGCAUAUGUAAAUUCACUGUCUUUCA